Molecule: messenger RNA, 2397 nt
Organism: Tetrahymena thermophila SB210
Lineage: Eukaryota; Ciliophora; Oligohymenophorea; Hymenostomatida; Tetrahymenidae
Product: granule tip protein
Exons: 6
Source: RefSeq, a predicted model, not a curated record
AUGAGAAAAUCUUGGAUCAUUAUUGCAGCACUACUAGUUGUAUCUGCAGUUGCUGAUGUAAAAUUAGUAACUUCUGAAUUCUCUGCUAAGAAUUUCGAUAGCUCAGCCGUAUCUGGUUGGUCAGUUACAGGAAACAAAAAUAACAAUUUAGUUUCUACUUGCGGUGAUCAAUCUAUUUUUGGUGGUUAUGAUGCUUUUGGUGCUCGUGCCAGCGCUAGCAAAGACUACAAUUCUGGAGUCGAUCAUUUUGAACUUACUUUCAAUUUCGAUAUAUACACUGUCGAUUCUUGGGAUAAUGAAGUCUUUUCUCUUUACGUCGAUGACUAGUUAGUUUAUAGUUUAUAAGCUUAAUUCAAUACAGUCUCUCCCAGACCAAUUAAUGGUGCUUGCGGUUCAGCAUCAUGGUAAGAUAGAUGGUAAUCCGUCACUGUUAAGCUUAAUCACUACAGAAGAUAAUUCAAUGUUAGAUUAACCUCUACUCUUGAUUAAGAUGCUAAUGAUGAAUCUUGGGGUGUCAAGAAUUUCUAGAUUCUCGCAAGACACGGUGGUGGUAACAUUUAAGUAAUUAGUGAAGAAUUUAGCUAAGACUCAUUUAAGAGCGAUGCUUCUUCAUGGACUGUUGUCAACGUUUCACCAGCAUUUACUACAUGUGGUGAUGGUAACAAAAUUUUCGGUGGUUUCAAUUCUAUGGGUAGGGAUUCUAUUGUUUCUAAAACCUACAAUAAUUUACCUUCUCAUUAUGGUGUUUUAUUUGCCUUCGAUCUCUGGCUUAUUGAUUCACCUGAUGGCAAUGAUUACGUUUAAGUCAUAGUUGAUGGUUAAAUAUCUAGAUUCUACAGACCUGAUUGGAACUAUGGUGACCCUUAAAAUUUCUUAUGCGGUGUUUAAGGAUGGUCUGAAAGAAUUGUUAAAAUUAACCUUUUCGUCCCUCACAAAGGUCCUUCAAUUAAUAUUGCAUUGAGAGGUGUUUUUGAUGAAGCAAAAGACAAUGAAUCCUUCGGUUUCAGAAACCUCAGAAUUGUUUCUCUUGGUUGCUCUUCAGCAAGAUGCCAAUAAGUUUCAAACGAAUUCUAUCAAUAAACUUUUGCUGAUCCUUAAGGCUGGACAGAUGAAGGUGGAAAUGCUCUCCCUUCUCCUUUCAAAACUUGCUCUGGAGCUACAUUAUUUGGACCUUUCUCAGUUCCUAUUGAAAAAACCUAUGACUCACUCUAACCCCACUCUGGUGUAAGAGUCUUCUUAAGAGUCUUUGCUCUUGGAGAUUGGUCAAACGCUAACACUAAUUUGAGAUUCUUCGUUAACGAUGUCUUAACCACUCCUAAAGUUGCUGCUGAAUUCGCUAAGAAUAAAAUUUGUGAUGCAGACACAGAAAGCGUUAGAAACUACUUCAUUGAUGUUCCUCAUGCUAACUCUAUCUUAGAUCUCGAUAUUAAGCCCGUCAACUUUGCAGGAAACACUAAAUAUACUAUCAGAGAUUUAUCCGUAACAGCUUACGUUGAAGAAGGUCAAACUUUGAUUUCAUCAGAAUUCACCUAAGUCAACUUCGAUAGUGCCACUGGUUGGACUGUUAAUGGAAACACAAAUGGAGUAACUACAUCAAGAUGUGGUAGGUUCUCAGUCUUUGGUGGAUUUAAUGCUUUUGGAAGAAAGACAUCUGCCUCUAAGUUAUAUAACUCACUUCCUGAUCACGACUUCGCUGUCAUCGUUUUCACCAUUUACUUCAUUGAUACUUGGGAUAGAGAAAACUUUAACGUCGCUGUAGAUGAUGCCAUCAUAAAGAGAAUGACUAAAUCAGAUACUUGGUCUGGACAUUAAAACUUGUGCGGUAGAGGUGAUUCCAUGGAAGAAACCUACACUGUCUAACUUUAUGUACCUCAUUCUGCUGCUACCCUUAAGCUUACUUUUAGUGAUGAACUUGAUCAAACAACCGUAAAUAAGAUAUUCUUUAUUAAUUUAUCAUAUAAUUAAAAAAUUUAAACUAAUAAUAGGAUGAUGAAUCUUGGGGUAUUAGAGAUUUAUCCGUUCUUGUUGGUAAGAACCAAGGUGCUGGUUAUGUUUCUAAAGACGAUACUAACUGCAUUUAAAUUUUCACUGCUUGCAACUACGACGGCUAAUCACUUUCUGUCUGCGAUGAUAUCCCUGAUUUAUCUGCUAUUGGAUGGACUAAGCCAAUCAGAUCUAUUAACAUUCCUUAAGGAAAGAGUAUUAAAGCCUACAAGUCUGCUAAUUACAAAGGAGAUUUCAAGGAAUUCACUUCUUCUCAAGAUUGUUUAACUGGUCAAAACUAUCUCCUUAUUAACAGAGCUUUCAACAUUGACGUUGAACCUGAAACAAAAUUAAAACACUAAAGAAGAGUUUGAAAAAACAAGCUUCUUUCAGAUAUUUUUAAUAUAAGUAUGA